CCCCGCUUGGCAUGGCCGCGAGAGAAGAGCUGUACAGCAAAGUCACCCCGCGGAGGAACCGCCAGCAGCGCCCCGGCACCAUCAAGCAUGGAUCGGCGCUGGACGUGCUCUUGUCCAUGGGCUUCCCCAGAGCCCGCGCGUAAGUAGCCGGGCUUGCAGCCCUUGCGACCCCUCCCGUCCCAAGCGGCAGACCCUCGGCUUCGCUCCAGCUCGCCUCCCGGCGCCUGCGGGACGGGCGGCGCGCUCCCCGCUGCCCACGUCCUGUUGAGGGCAGGAUGGGCGCGCAGGAGCCCGGCUCUCAUCUCCUCCCCACCGGGGUGCAGGGGAAGAUGCCGCGCGGGAGCGCUGUACGGGGGACUUGCUGGGAAUGCCUAAGACAAAAAGCCUUGGCAUCCACAGGAGGAAGAAGUGUUCAGGCAGCAUGUGACUGGUUAUUCUCCCACGUGGGCGACCCCUUCCUGGACGAUCCUCUACCCCGGGAGUAUGUGCUCUACCUCCGCCCCACUGGCCCCUUAGCACAGAAGCUCUCUGACUUUUGGCAGCAGUCGAAGCAGAUCUGCGGGAAGAACAAGGCACACAACAUCUUCCCCCACAUCACCCUCUGCCAGUUCUUUAUGUGUGAGGACAGCAAAGUGGACGCCCUGGGGGAAGCCCUGCAGACCACUGUCAGUCGCUGGAAAUGUAAGUUCUCAGCACCCCUGCCCCUGGAGCUCUAUACCUCCUCCAACUUCAUCGGCCUCUUCGUGAAGGAAGACAGUGCAGAGGUCCUCAAGAAGUUUGCAGCUGACUUUGCUGCGGAGGCAGCAUCUAAAACUGAAGUACAUGUGGAACCUCAUAAGAAGCAGCUGCAUGUGACCCUGGCUUACCACUUCCAAGCUAGCCACCUGCCCACCCUAGAGAAACUAGCUCAGAGUAUUGAUGUCAAACUAGGGUGUGACUGGGUGGCUACCAUAUUCUCUCGGGAUAUCCGAUUUGCUAACCAUGAGACAUUACAGGUGAUCUACCCCUACACGCCACAGAAUGACGAUGAGCUGGAGCUGGUCCCUGGGGACUUCAUCUUUAUGUCUCCCAUGGAGCAGACCAGUACCAGUGAGGGCUGGGUCUAUGGCACAUCCUUAACCACCGGCUGUUCCGGAUUGCUGCCUGAGAAUUACAUCACCAAGGCUGACGAAUGUAGCACCUGGAUAUUUCAUGGUUCUUACUCCAUCUUAAAUACAUCAUCUUCCAAUGCUCUGUCAUUUGGUGAUGGCAUAUUGGAGAGGCGGCCAUAUGAGGACCAGGGCUUGGGAGAGAUAACUCCCCUGACUAUCAUCUGCCAGCCCACACAGCCUCUGAGGGUCAACAGCCAGCCUGGCCCUCAAAAGAGAUGCCUCUUUGUAUGUCGGCAUGGUGAGAGGAUGGAUGUUGUGUUUGGGAAGUACUGGCUAUCCCAGUGCUUUGAUGCCAAAGGCCGCUACAUACGCACCAACCUGAACAUGCCUCAUAGCUUACCUCAGCGGAGUGGUGGUUUCCGGGAUUAUGAGAAGGAUGCUCCGAUCACGGUAUUUGGAUGUAUGCAAGCAAGACUAGUGGGUGAAGCCUUAUUAGAGAGUAACACCAUUAUUGACCACGUCUAUUGUUCCCCAUCCCUGCGCUGUGUUCAGACUGCAUUCAACAUCUUGAAAGGUUUACAACAAGAAAAUCACUUGAAGAUCCGUGUAGAGCCUGGCUUAUUUGAGUGGACAAAAUGGGUUGCUGGGAACACAUUACCUGCGUGGAUACCUCCAUCAGAGUUAGCUGCAGCCAACCUGAGUGUUGAUACAACCUACAGACCUCACAUUCCAGUCAGUAAAUUAGUGGUUUCAGAAUCUUAUGACACUUAUAUCAGUAGAAGUUUCCAAGUAACAAAAGAAAUAAUAAGUGAAUGCAAAAGUAAAGGAAAUAACAUCCUGAUUGUGGCCCAUGCAUCUUCCCUUGAAGCAUGUACCUGCCAACUUCAGGGCCUGUCUCCUCAGAACUCCAAGGACUUUGUACAAAUGGUCCGAAAGAUUCCAUACUUGGGGUUUUGUUCCUGUGAGGAAUUGGGAGAAACUGGACUAUGGCAGCUGACAGAUCCACCUAUCCUUCCUCUUACCCAUGGACCCACUGGGGGCUUCAACUGGAGAGAGACCUUGCUACAAGAAUGAACCAUAUCAGUGAACAAAAAAAGACAUUAGAAAGCCUUUGGGAGAAGUGUCUUUUUGUGUGUUUAGUAACAGUGGAAAAUCUGCACCAUAUUCUAAGCGGACAGCUCAGAAUAAUUUAGCGUAUUUCCUUUCAUGCUUUAAAAUUCUUGUGAUGAGACUGUGUGAAUAAGAGAAAGACUUGAUUCAGGGAUAAAAUCAUUCUCUCUGGACUCUUACCUGGCUAACAAGGCUUUCAAGAAUUGUCUUCCUAAGUCGAGUCACUGCUGCGGCAGAGGAUAUAGUCUUACUUCAAUCUAAGCAUGGCCAAGGACCCGGAGUCCUCCCAAAGGGAGCUUCCAGCCCAUCCCUAGGAAGGAUGCAGGAGGAAAGAGUACAUCCAAAAGUCCAGAGGGAUACUGCACUGCCAGUUUGGUGAUGGGAUUUUCUUAACUCCAUGUUCCAGUUAGGCAAAGCCAAGCUGAGGAAUUCUUUUCAGGUUAUUGGAAAACAUGCCCCGCACAGAGUUAUUCUUAGGUUGCACUUCAAAUUCUGUCCUCAGUAUGACCCAUACACCAGUGCUGCUGGCUGCAGACGCCUGCCUAAGGACUCUAACAUUUACUCUGGUACUGCCACAUUUUCUCUAGAGCAGCUGGCUACAGCUUUUUGCAACAGCCCUUCCCCCUUGCUUCUAUAUGUGAAAUAGGGAGACAAAGCACUUUUGGAUAUUCAGGCAGAAGAUAUGAUAAGUGUGUGAUGUAUUCAAUUGUAGGAGCAAAGAACUUACAAAAUAUAAAGUGACUUGGAAUCAUCCGCAUUGUACCCGGAAGAGCCACAGCACCGUGGCUGCUUCUCUUUGGCCCUAGAGUCUGGUGUAUGGUAACUAGUUAAGGAAGUUGACAUUUUGCAAGGAUGUGUGUUAGAUACAUGACUUGAGUCAGCAAAAAGCUCAUUCUUGUGCAAUAUGGAUAUCUUUCCAAAUCAUACCAAGGGUUACGUCGUUGUCCACUUACAUACAGUUCGUGUCAAUCAUAACAGGACAUCCACAAACAUGUCAAUUAUACCAGGGAUGUAUAACGAAGUCAGGGAACUAAUUUUAAAUGAUGACAGUCACAACUGCACUGCUACUUGAGCUGUUGUUUUCUGUUUGUUUUUCUAUGAUAAUUUAAAAUAUGUAGGUAAAGCUAGUUAAGGAAAAUUGGGAGAACUACAUCCUGUGGUUUCCCAUCACACCUGCUUCCUGAAUUCAGAGGGAACUUAUUUAAAAGAAAAAUAAAUGACAAUCAAGCCAAAACAUCAGUUAUCAAUGUCUAUUUAAUUGUGUGACUAGCUGACUGCUGAUGGCUGCAGACAAUAGUCUGGUAUAGUAUAGUCCAUUGUGUAGAAUAUGUGUGCAAAAUGAAAUCCCAGCCACUUAAAGGGAACGUUAGUGUAAAACAAAUCAAUAUACAUUGUAACAUUGAAUAAGCCUCAAAACCCCAAUGCAUAAAACAUGAUAUAUAAAAAUAGAUCUAUGCCUCUGUUUGAAAUGGGAAUUUGAGGAUUCCUGAGAAGAAAAGGGAGUGACGGGAUGAUGGCUAUGUAUGUUAGUCAGCAAGAGGAUUAUAAUUCGGUUUUUCUUAAGUCUUUUAAAGAAAUUUUAUAAAUUUUACAUUUGAAAAAAUCUAGCAUUGCACACACACUGAUUUAGUUUUUGGGUAUAGAAAUAACUCUAUGCUGACAUCACUGAUUAAUAUAAAUGUUUUAACCUUAAAACAGGGGAAAUAUUCCCGUUAGAGGUUUUAAGAGAAAUGUCACAUUACAGCUAAUGUAAUGUCCCUGCCAUUCAUUCUUUUAUCUGUAAAAAAAUGAAUGCACUGUUUAAUCAGAUCUGUAAUGUUGAUUAGAUUCUCCACAAAUAUUCAUGGAUUUUCAAUGCUCAGAAUAAUGCUUGAACACCUCACAUGCGAUUUCCUUCAAAAUAGUAACAGUGGGCUACUGUUUUGGGCUGUGUCUGUACUUACACAGAAGAAAGUUCAAAAUAGGUCAUCCUCUCCCUCCCUCUAGGUCAGGGGUGUCCAAACUUUUUUCAACGUUUUUCACCAAUGCCAUAUGCGGUAAAAUACACAAACAAACAGCCGGGCCACUCACUCAAGGUGAAGUACGUAUUGCCUCACCAGGUAUAUUUAAGUAAACUAAAUAUAUUUUUGGAAUUUGCUGUGGGCCAAUUAACAAUGGAUUGUGGGCCGCAGUUUGGACACCCCUGCUCUGGGUUGUCUUAGUCCUGUGAUGACCUGAUAGGUCAGUUUACCUGGGCUACAUACAAUCCAUUGUCCUUAGUCCAGUACAGACAGAGCCUUAGGCUACAUGAACAAAAGGAGGCAGAGAUCUGAAAUCAUUUUCUGAUUAAUUUAGGUGGAAAACCCUGAGUAAAUAAAGAGUUUAUUCCUCCACUUUAAUUAUCCAGGUUGUUUAUCAAAAUGGCCUGAAUAAUCUGAAUUCAUAUUAAAUUCUCUUCACAUUUACCUAUUUAAACAACUAAAUUUGGACUUUAACUGAGAUACUCUUCGGAAAGCAUGUUGAAUCUAUGUGUAAUAAAAGAAACAUGAUUUCAUAUUAAUCCAAAAACUCUAGGUUGAUACUACAACCUGUUCAGGCUGGUUCUUGUUGAACUGAGCCUGAUGCUUAUUAAGAACAAACGUUGAUGGGGGGAAGGGGAAGGAAGGAAGGAAGGAAUUUAGGAAAUGCCAGACAAGAAGAAACAAAUGGUUUCUUAUAGAGAGGACUUUUUUUUUUUUAAUGUAGAAAGUUAUGUGGACAUAACAGACAAACUCAGUUUGUAAACAAACUGAGAUGAAAUUAAUUGAAGGAUUUAAUCUGGGAUUGAAAGUCUGAAACAGUUCACUGCUUAUACAACUCUGCCACAUCAAUCCGCUAAUACCCCAGUAUUAUUCAUAGAUAGGACUUUGGUUUCUGUGAUUUUAAAAUGCCACAUCUAUUCCUCUGUGGACUAGAGUAAUUGGCACAUUUUAAUGCACAAGCUGGGAGUUUCAUUUUUCCAGGCUCUCUUCUCCAUCACUGCAGUGGUAGCUAGGAGUUUAUUGCUUCACCUCAGUAUGGAGUUCAGAAUACAGUGUUUUCCAUUACAUUUAGAUUCAUAGAAUCUGAAUGGCUGAUUAAAUGGCCAUCUGAUGGCUAAAAGAGGGAGGUAUUUUUCACCCUGUAGUGAAAGGCUUCCAAGAGUUUCUACUUUUUAUUUGAAUUAUACUUUAACCAAAGAAUUAUUUUAAAAUAACCUUAUAUUUGAAAGAUGAUUUUGCAAAAAAUAAAAAUAAAAAAUCAUAUCUUGGAGUGAUGUCGGUUUGAUAAGUUACUGUUGAUGAUUUUCUUGCAUUUUAGGCUGAUGUGGUUAUUUUCCUGUCAGUGGUAUUUGGAAUGCAUAAUGAUUGUCAUCCAAUUGUGUUUAACAUUACUAUAAUGUAUCUUUUCCACUCAACUAGCUGCAUUUGUAUUAGACAAAGCCUCUUAUUUCAAUCACCUAGUGUCAUUGGGAACUAACUGAAGAGCUAGCGUGAGAGAAGCUCCUACCUCAUUGCCUUUGUAGAAAAGGCAUCCCUGUGUAGUAAAGAGGGAGGCACUCCUCCGGAACCUAGGCACUCUGCCAUGCCAGUGUUGGUAUGAAAGCAGUGAUGAAUUGCUCUUUUGAAUUUACUCUGAGUGAUGCGUGCGUUAGAAUGCAGAUGAACCUCCUUGAAUUUUCACAGGCACAAUCACAAUUGUACUGUGUCUGCACGAACUUCUUAGAUAAUGAGGCACAGGUUUAUUUGCAUUUAAAUUGUAGCCCCCACACGUGUGAGAACUCAGGCACCAGUAGCCUGCCUCGCCAGGAGGGACGCAACUGGCAGAGAAGGGUGGGAAAAGGAGUGAUUUAGCAUCUACUUAGGUUAAUACUUUACAAAGGUGAUGGUGGCGUUUUGUUAGGUGCUGGCAGAUGCUUUACAUCUUAAAACAAAGGAUUAAAAUUGGAUUUGCUUCUCUUUAAUACUUCAACAUACUGAAUUUUCCUAGGAAAGUGACUAGCUGUAAUGAAAAGUGAAGAGAAGGAAAAAGAUUGCCUUUAAAAACAGGAAAUAACUUGAUUUUUAAAUACAUAAAAUAUUAUGUGUAGUGUAUGUAGGUUUAAAAUCAUAGUGAUGAGUAGUCAAACUUAAAAUACAUUUCAGUUCUUACAAAUGUUUUACAUGGUACCACUUAGCUGCCAUUACUCCCACAAAAAUUGGAAUUUUGCAGCUGUUUAACUAUUCUUGGACUCUGCACAGGGUACAUAUGCAUAAUGGGAAAUGUGUACUGGUUCUUUCUUUGAUUGCCACUCAAGAUGAGAACACCAUCCAAAGCAUUUUGGUUAUAUGCACAGACCAUUCUAAACCUGCUGUUUUUGAAGGUAUAUUGGUUUCCUUUUCAUUUGUAAGGCUAUUGUAUCAUUUCUUUUCUAUGUGAUUCAGGUGUAUUUAUUUGUAAAAAGAGGUCUGUAUAAAAAAGAAAUCACACCUAAUUGUAUUGCCAAAUUCUUUGUAAACUACCUAUGGCUUUUGUGCUUCCCCGGCUGUGUGCUCUUCCUCUAGAUACAGCUCUGGCACCAUUGUAAUUUAGUUCAUUCCAUUCCACGAGCAUCUCCAUUUAAGUUGUCCAUCGAUAAUUUAAUAAAGAGGAACUGUGUCGUCAGUCAAUCCA
This is a messenger RNA of Rhinolophus ferrumequinum (greater horseshoe bat), 6851 nucleotides long. It is a transcript of the gene UBASH3B, whose product is annotated as ubiquitin associated and SH3 domain containing B. The record is from RefSeq and is a predicted model, not a curated record. The transcript has 14 exons. Gene Ontology annotation, cellular component: cytoplasm. Gene Ontology annotation, molecular function: protein tyrosine phosphatase activity; protein binding. Gene Ontology annotation, biological process: negative regulation of bone resorption; regulation of osteoclast differentiation; peptidyl-tyrosine dephosphorylation. Lineage: Eukaryota; Metazoa; Chordata; Mammalia; Chiroptera; Rhinolophidae. The coding region runs from base 276 to 2165 and encodes 629 amino acids.